ACCAAUUUCAGACUCUCUCUUUCAGUAGCUAUGGCUUUUAGACUUCAUCUUGUUUUGAUCAUCUCAUGCGUUCAUCUGAUUUGCCUGUCAAGUCAACAACAAGAAACCGGGUUUGUCUACAAUGGCUUCGAACAAGCAGCAGAUAUUUUUAUGGGUGGGUUCGCCAGGAUCCUACCUGGUGGACUUUUACAGUUGACAAAUACUACAGAGUUACAAACGGGCCAUGCUUUCUACAAGCAACCAUUUGAUUUUGAUCAAUCUUCAUCAUCACUCUCGUUCUUUACACAUUUCGUGUGUGCGCUGGUGCCUCCUAAGUUGGGAGCUGAUGGUGGCCAUGGGAUUGCCUUUGUUGUAUCUCCUUCCAUGGACCUCUCUCAUGCACUCGCAACUCAGUACAUGGGCGUCUUCAGCAACCCAACAAAUGCUACUUCCUCUUCUUCUUCUCAUCUACUGGCUAUUGAGCUUGAUACUGUCAAGACAAUAGAGUAUAAUGAGUUGGAAAAGCCUCAUGUUGGGAUUGAUCUGAACAGCCCCAUAUCUGUUGAAUCUGCUCUUCCUUCUUAUUUUUCCAACACCUUAAAGAAGAAUAUCAGCAUAAAUCUCCUGAGUGGGAAGCCUAUCCAGGUCUGGGUGGAUUACGAUGGAUCUUCCUUAAAUGUUUCUCUGGCCCCUAUAGAAAUUAAGAAACCAGAUCAGCCUCUUAUGUCAAGAUCCAUCAACCUGUCUGAAAUAUUUCAAGAUAAGAUGUAUGUUGGGUUCUCUGCAUCAACAGGGAACCUUCUCAGUAACCAUUAUAUACUUGGGUGGAGUUUUAGUAGAAGCAAAGAGCUAUUACAGGCCUUGGACCUCUCUAAACUCCCUCUGGUUCCUCCUCCUAGAGAGGAGAAAAAGGAACUAUCUCCACUGCUUAUUGGUUUGAUCAUCUUAUUGGUGAUCCUUGUGCUGGUGGUUCUUGGGCGAGUUUAUUUGUAUAGGAGAAACAAGUAUGCAGAAGUAAGAGAAUCUUGGGAAAAGGAAUACGGUCCACAUCGAUUCUCUUACAAGUCUCUGUACAAAGCAACAAAAGGGUUUGGCAGAGAUUGUCGUGUUGGGAAAGGUGGGUUUGGAGAAGUCUACAAAGGAAUUCUUCCCUUGAGCAGGCAAAUAGCUGUGAAAAGACUUUCACACGAUGCAGAGCAAGGAAUGAAACAGUUUGUGGCAGAAGUUGUGACUAUGGGAAGUCUACAGCAUCGAAACUUGGUUCCUCUUCUUGGUUAUUGCAGGAGAAAAGGUGAGUUACUUUUGGUCUCUGAGUACAUGCCUAAUGGUAGUCUUGACCAGUACUUGUUUAAUAACCAAAACCCAUCUCCUUCAUGGUUGCAAAGGAUCUCUAUUCUUAAGGAUAUUGCCUCUGCUCUCAGUUACUUGCAUACAGGAGCCACACAAGUUGUUUUGCACAGGGAUAUAAAAGCUUCUAACGUCAUGUUAGAUUCCAAUUUCAAUGGGAGGUUAGGUGAUUUUGGUAUGGCAAAGUUUUAUGAUCAUGGAGCCAACCUAUCUGCAACAGCAGCUGUGGGAACCAUAGGUUACAUGGCACCUGAGCUAAUAACAAUGGGAACUUCUACAAAAACCGAUGUUUAUGCCUUUGGUGCUUUCCUUCUUGAGGUAACUUGUGGAAGGCGACCUAUGGAACCUGAGCUGUCAGUGGAACAUAAAUAUUUGGUCAAGUGGGUCUGUGAAUGCUGGAAGAGCGCUUCUUUACUCGAGGCCAGAGAUCCAAGAUUGGGAAGAGAUUUCUCAGCUGAGGAAGUCGAGUUGGUUCUGAAACUCGGUUUGCUCUGCACAAAUGCUGUGCCAGAAUCAAGACCUGCCAUGGCACAAGUGGUGCAAUACCUAAACCUGGACCUGCCCUUACCGGAUUUCUCGCCGUAUACUCCAGGUAUUGGAGCUUUUAUGCCAGUCUCAAUGGAAGCCUUAUCUGCUAUUGUGUUCCCCAGUUUGAGGAACUCAUCGUUUUCUAUGUUUGUUACUCACACGAUCUUGGAAGGGCAUGGGAGAUGAGAUUUUUAAGAAACUGUGUAUUUCUCUGUAUCUAAAUC
This is a messenger RNA of Eutrema salsugineum, 2078 nucleotides long. RefSeq names its product L-type lectin-domain containing receptor kinase I.3. The transcript has a single exon. Gene Ontology annotation, cellular component: plasma membrane. The coding region runs from base 31 to 2040 and encodes 669 amino acids. Lineage: Eukaryota; Viridiplantae; Streptophyta; Magnoliopsida; Brassicales; Brassicaceae. Gene Ontology annotation, biological process: protein phosphorylation. The record is from RefSeq and is a predicted model, not a curated record. Gene Ontology annotation, molecular function: carbohydrate binding; protein kinase activity; ATP binding.